Messenger RNA from Nicotiana attenuata, 2700 nucleotides. Its product is annotated as kinesin-like protein KIN-10A. Gene Ontology annotation, biological process: microtubule-based movement. Gene Ontology annotation, molecular function: ATP hydrolysis activity; microtubule motor activity; microtubule binding. Bases 131 to 2566 code for a protein of 811 amino acids. The record is from RefSeq and is a predicted model, not a curated record. NCBI's taxonomy places the organism in Eukaryota, Viridiplantae, Streptophyta, Magnoliopsida, Solanales, Solanaceae. The transcript has 5 exons. Gene Ontology annotation, cellular component: microtubule; kinesin complex.
CAUUUUUAGCUCUUCUAUCUCUCCCAAAAAUAUCUAAAUUUGAAUCCAAUCAGUAAUCAAAAGAAACCCUAUUUCAAAGUUUGAAUCUUUUCUUGAAUUCUGGGGUUUAUUCUCCUCGUUUACUUCUUCAAUGGCUCCUACACCAAAGAAUCAGAUAACCCCAUCUCCAUUAUCAAAAUUGUAUCAAUGCCAUGUUGUUAAUUCAAGAACCCCACAAUCGAAACAUCGUUUAAACUUCACUACAACAGCAAAAGAAGGGCCACCUCCAGAGCACCCGGUUGAGGUUAUAGGUCGUAUUCGUGAUUACCCUGAUAAUAAAAAGGACAAAUUUCUAUCAGCAUUACAAGUAAACUCAGAUCAUCGGUCCUUACGCGUUAGGACUGACAUAGGGUGUAGAGAUUUUACACUUGAUGGCGUGUCGUUGUCUGAAGAAGAGGAUCUUGAUGAGUUUUAUAAGAAAUUUGUGGAGUCAAGAAUUGAUGGAGUGAAAUUAGGUGAUAAAUGUACAAUAAUGAUGUAUGGACCAACUGGUGCUGGUAAAAGUCAUACUAUGUUUGGGAGUGUUAAGCAGCCUGGUAUUGUGUAUAGGUCAUUGAAGAAUAUAUUGGGUGAUGAGAAUAGUGAGAAAGUUGGUGUUGGCACAUUUGUUCAGGUUACUGUUUUGGAGAUAUAUAAUGAGGAAAUUUAUGAUUUGUUAUCGACGACUAAUAGUGGUGGUGGAUUUGGUUUUGGUUGGUCUAAAGCCAGUGCUUCUAAGGUGAAGCUGGAAGUUAUUUGCAAAAAAGCAAAAAAUGCAACUUUUAUCUCGGGGACUGAAGCUAUAAAGAUAUCGAAAGAGAUCCAGAAAGUGGAAAAGAGAAGAAUCGUAAAGAGUACCCUGUGUAAUGAGAGGAGCUCUCGGAGCCACUGCAUGAUAAUCCUUGACGUUCCAACAGUGGGAGGGCGACUGAUGCUUGUGGACAUGGCUGGUUCUGAGAAUAUUGAACAAGCUGGUCAAACUGGUUUGGAAGCAAAAAUGCAGACUGCGAAAAUAAACCAGGGAAACAUUGCAUUGAAGAGGGUUGUUGAAUCAAUUGCAAAUGGCGAUUCUCAUGUUCCGUUUAGAGAUAGCAAGUUAACAAUGCUCCUACAGGAUUCUUUUGAAGACGACAAAUCUAAAAUUCUCAUGAUAUUGUGUGCGAGCCCGGAUCCUAAAGAACUCCACAAGACAAUCUCUACUCUAGAGUAUGGCGCCAAAGCGAAAUGUAUUGUCCGUGGCCCUCAUACGCCGUUGAAGGAGAAAGGUUCAGAAGAUUCUUCCUCAUCGGCAGUUAUUUUGGGAUCAAGGAUUGCCGUUAUGGACCAGUUUAUCUACAAGCUUCAGAUGGAGAACAAGCUGAAAGAGAAAGAGCGUAAUGAAGCUCAGAAAGAGCUUAUGAGGAAAGAAGAAGAAAUUGCUACACUGAGGACCAAACUUGAGUUAGUACAAGGAAAGGGAACGGAGAUAACUGAGGAGGAGAUCAAUGUUAAAGUGAACGAGCGAACUCAGAUGUUGAAGAGUGAGUUGGAAAAGAGGAUACAAGAAUGUCAGAAAAUGGCAAAUGAAAUUGUUGAAAUGGAAAGGAGGAAGAUGGAAGAAAGAAUGUUCCAGCAGCAACAAGAAUUUGAAAUGCUACGGAGGCGCUUGGAGGAGAUGGAAGCUGAGCUUCGCCGCUCUAGGGCUGAAAGUGGAUCAUCAGUACAAGUGGAGGAAAAUACUUUCGCGAAAAGACUGCAGGAUAUUUACUCUGAAGAUGCUGCAGGAAUGGUAAAAUCUAUGGAUUUGGACAGAUCAAUUGAUAUGGACAACGGAAAACGUGAUAUACUGGUAUAUAAACCUGAAGGUGGUAACACUUUUCAAGCAAUCUUGGGCUAUCCCAACAUAGGCAAUUCAGGAGAAGUUGAAGAUCCUGCUGUCAAUCUUGGGUUGCCACAUUUCGCCAAUAAAGCUAGCCUGAGCACUGUAUUUGAAGAGGACGAAGAAGGUGAUGGUGAAUUGGAGGUGCAGAAGGAGGUCAUUGAGGAAAAAAGAAUAUGUUCGGGUCUGCUAAAUCAUGACACGAGUUGUUUGAGACCAGUUCCUGAUGAUUUCAGUGAUUUAUCAAAGGACACCGAUGUUUGUAUGGGUGCAGCGCCUUCUAGAAAAGUGCUUAUUGAGAACAUCUUCACACUCUGUGGAAAUUAUAGAGAGCUUUCUCAUCAUAGUAUAAGUCCAGCGAAACAUGCAGAGAAGAAUGUUAACGAUGCUGAUUUCUCAUCACCUACAGUUAAGACAAUCGGAGCUGCAAAAGAUUUUCAUACUCCAUCAGUAGGUUUCUCCAAGGAUCAUUCGCCAUCAGUUUAUCCCGAGACUAUAAAAAAGUCAUCAGUAAAUCAGACGAGAAUGUUUAAGAGCUCUUAUGAUUCAAAGGAGAACUUCAACCCUACUGGUCUAUUAACUCCACAGUCAGUUAUCAAAGAAGUCGCUACUGGACUUUCUCCCAAAGUAGGAGAACAUCUAAGUAGAACACCGUUUGUAACGGUGAAAAGAUAUGUCAAUAACUCUUAGUUGAUAUGUAUAUGUUUGAUUUUGUGUGAAUCAUGUAUGUAAUCUCACGUGACAUUCUGAUAUUUUGCUCUUGAGUACAUUGCAUAUGUACUCGUAUGGGAUUAACUUAGUGAUUCAGACUUGAGUUUGAUUAA